Molecule: messenger RNA, 1293 nt
Organism: Symbiodinium sp. CCMP2456
Lineage: Eukaryota; Dinophyceae; Suessiales; Symbiodiniaceae
Source: the annotation of a GenBank genome assembly
AUGCUUGGGCAGGACAGUGAGGUGCCUUCUGCGCUGGUGGUCUUCGACUGGGCCAGCUGCCUUUUGUAUGCCUUUCUUAAGCCUGUGCUUGAUGUCUUGACUGAGGACGAUACGAUCCUGCCCACGGCCGCCCUGGUCGCAGCGAAGCGCAUUGCGCAAGCACCUCAGGUUGACGGCGUCAGCGCCGAGGGUCCGGAAAGGCCGUGGCCUUCUUUGCCCAGGCCGGCGCCAGGGCAUCCUGGCGAGGCCGCCACCAGCGGAGCCCGGGCCUCCGGGCUGCUCAACGACUGGGCGGGGCCCCUUCAAACUUGUCCAGAGCGCUCGCUGAAUGAGGAUUUCGACUCCUACCUGGAGGCUUGUGGAGUCGCUGCCCUCCAGGCGUUACAGAAGGCCAAGCAGUUCGGCAGGGUGGUCAUCAUCACGAACUCCGGCUUCGGCUGGGUGCACGAGACAGCGGUCCGCUUCAUGCCUCUACUCCUGAGUGAGCUUGAAGACAUCCCCGUGAUCAGCGCCCGUUCGAUAUUUGAGCCACUGGGCGUGCAGGAGCCGUACCGUUGGAAGGUCCUGUGCUUUCGCCGCAUCGUGGACUGCUUCACGUUCGAUGCCAGUGGCAAAACAGGCCCAAGCUGCCUGAUCUCGAUCGGUGAUGGCUGGCAGGAGCGAGUGGCGGCGAUGAUUGCGGGCCAGGAUGUGGAGGCCUGCGUCAAAUGCGUCAAAUUCUUGGAGCAGCCGGGGGUCGACCAGCUCGCGCGGGAGCUGGACUUGUGCUCGCAAGUUUUCGAAGGGCUUUGCGGACAUCCGAGCUGGGUGGAUGCGUGCUACAGCUACUCGAAGACAUGGGGAUUGCAGCUGGAAGCGCGAGCAGACGACACUUCAGCAUUGGGUGGGUCUUUCGCAGCAGUAGAGGGAACAGUGGAGGUGGUUUCUACUGACACUGUUGAGGAUGCAGGGACGGACCAUGUGGGCUCCAGCAUGACCGAAGCCGAAGCGCCCGUAGGGACCCCAACGGAUGGCGCAUCCAGUGACGGCGUGGGGCAGCCAGAGCCGCGGGCGCAAGAGCCAGCUGCGGUGGUAAGUCCAAGUCGGAAGCGCACCCGCAGCAGUCGCAGUCUCCGUUGCAGGAGCAGCAAGGCGACUUUGCUGGCUCGAGCAGGGAAAGAGCCAGCCCUGCCCUGGCACCGGCAGUACCUGACCAUGUCCGUGCGUAAGAAGGUAGCAUCGGCAGCCUCACGCCGCCUUUGGUUCCAGGCACGGAAGAAGUUCUGCAAGGUGCGCAGCAGGCCCCGGCCAUGA